Molecule: messenger RNA, 4516 nt
Organism: Hipposideros armiger (great roundleaf bat)
Lineage: Eukaryota; Metazoa; Chordata; Mammalia; Chiroptera; Hipposideridae
Gene: CRACD
Product: capping protein inhibiting regulator of actin dynamics
Exons: 10
Coding region: 320-4141 (1273 amino acids)
Biological process (GO): negative regulation of barbed-end actin filament capping; maintenance of gastrointestinal epithelium
Source: RefSeq, a predicted model, not a curated record
CUCAGGCUUUCUCAACAAUGUACGCCAUUUCCUGGCACACUUAACACUGAAGGUGAAUUCUCCUUUUUAUAAGAAGAAAAUUUCGGUGGAGGUCUACCCAGCAAGGAAAGGACGUGUGGCUAUUAAAAUCGACAAGAAGAAGGGAGGCAAAUUCCAGCCCUUUAAGAAGUUGUUUGGCAAAAGGAAAAAGAAAGACACCUCAUUGUCCCGGGAGACAUCAGCAGGAAAAAAGAGUCACUCUCCCCAGAGUGUCAGCAAUGGGACCUUCUCUUCUGACGAGGAGAUCCUGGAGGACAAUCUAAGGUCCUUCAACUAUUCAAUGGGAACGCGGGCGUUUUCCCAUGACAGUAUUUUUAUCCCUGAUGGGGGAGCAGAAAGUGAGCAGACAGUUCAAGCAAUGUCACAGGACAACAUCCUGGGCAAAGUCAAAACUCUUCAGCGACAGUUGAGCAAGAACAUCAAGUUUGGGCAGCCACCACCCAAUGCCAUUCCUGUGAAGAAGGCAGACAGUGGAGAGGCUAGCUUAGAAGAAGAUUCGUUCCUGACCAGUCCUAUGGAAAUUGUGUCCCAGCAGGACGUCAUCCUCUCAGAUACCGAGAACAAAUCUAGUGAUACGCCAAGCUCUCCGCGUCCUCUGAAUCUGCCUGGAACCAGGAGUGAGAUGGAAGAGAAGGUGGCUCCAGUUAAACCAUCUCGGCCAAAAAGGCACUUCUCUUCCGCUGGCACCAUUGAAAGUGUCAACCUAGAUGCCAUCCCCCUGGCCAUCGCCCGCCUGGACAACAGUGCUGCCAAGCACAAACUGUCCGUUAAGCCAAAAAACCAGAGGGUGUCAAAGAAGCACAGGCGACUUACCGGGGAUCGACCCAAUGAACACGGUGGCAUUCCACAUCAGCUGUCCCUGGACCAGAACGGACACCCUGGAGAAGACAAGCCAAUGUGGCACGAAGAGGAGCCGGAGCCACUGGACUCUGAGGAGGAGAAGAGACGCCAAGAAGAAUACUGGCGAGAACUUGAGGCCAAGUGCAAACGGCAGAAGGCAGAAGCAGCUGAGAGGAGACGCCUGGAAGAUCAGAGGCUCCAGGCCCUGGAGAGGCGGCUUUGGGAAGAGAACCGAAGGCAAGAGCUCUUGGAGGAGGAAGGAGAGGAACAGGAGGGAGAGAAGAGAGAACAACAGCUAGAGGCAGGAAAGAGAGAAUGCGAAGCGCAGAAGCAGAGACUGGGAGAACAAGGCGGCCAAGGCCAAGAGCAGAGGGAGCGAGAGGAAAGGAGGCACCUGGAGGCUGGAGAGCAGAAGUGCCCAGAGGAAGAGGCUGAGCCAGCAGAGAGGCUCGCACAGCAGGAAGAGCUGGAGGCACAGAGCAAGCAGGUGGCUGUGCAGCAGCAGCAGGAGGAUGAGGAAAGGGAGUUGGAGGAGCUCAGAAGAUGGGAGGACUUGGAGGCGCAGAGGCGGCAGGCAGCCGAGAGGCAGCGGCUGGAGGAAGAGGAGAGGAGGCUGGCGGAGCAGAAGCGGCAGGAGGAAGAAGAGAAACGGAUGAAGGAGCUCAGAAGGCUGGAGGAGCUGGAGGAGCAGAGACAGCAGGAGGAGGAGGAGGCAAAGAGAAGGGAAGAACUGAGGAAAACGCAGGAGGAAACGGAGGUGCAGAGGCUGCGGCAGGAAGCAGAAAAGGAGCCUCAGGGAGCACCGAGACUGGAAGAGGCGAGUUGGCUGGAGCUGGACAACAAAAGGGGCUUAAGGAGCCCGCUUCGGGCUGACUUUGCAGAGAAACCAGAACAAGAACACCUGAAACCUGAGAAGCAGAGAGAAAAGUCUGAGGAACCGAGUGUUAGCGAGGAGCAGAGCCAGGAGGCUGAGCCAUCAGGAGAGCAGCAGGAAAAGCAGGGCGACUUUCCGGGUGAAGAUCGUUAUGAACAUCAGGAAAAGAGAGACGAAAGUAACAUGUCACUUCCCCAGAAACAGGAGAUUCAAGUGGGAGAGAUGCAGCCUCCAGUGGAGAAGAAAGAAGCUGCCCCUCCAGAAAAAGACAGGAAGGUGGAGGAACUCAGGUGGCAGGAAGUGGACGAGAGGCAGACCAUGCCCAGGCCCUACACUUUCCAGGUGUCGUCAGGAGGGAAACAGAUUCUCUUCCCCAAAGUCAACCUGAGCCCAGUGACGCCUGGGAAAGAAGCAGGACUUGCCUCUGCUCCCCAUGAGCCAAAGGCCCCCAAAGCCAGCCCAGCCUCCCACGCCCUGCCCUCCUCCCUGAGCAUCCCCCACACGGCCAUCCUGGUCACGGGAGCACAGCUCUGCGGCCCAGCUGUCAACCUGAGCCAGAUCAAGGACACGGCAUGCAAGUCUCUCCUGGGUCUGUCAGAAGAAAAAAAGCACGUGGAUGUCCCCGCCCUGGAGAACCCACCCCGAGCUCCCAUCGACCCCCGGCCAGGCAGCGGGAAGGCCAGGCCCCACCAUGAGUCUCCAAGCAGUGUGGCUGCACUGGCCGAAUGGGCUUCCAUUCGGUCCAGAAUCCUGAAGAAUGCAGAGAGAGACCAAUCUCAGCCUGGUGAUGAGCACCCUCCCCGGGGCCGCUGUGAUUCCCGAGGGAACCUCCGCAAGACCCCACCAAUAAAUGCAAAGUUCUCCAUUAUGCCUGCCUGGCAGAAAUUCUCUGAUGGGGGCACGGAGACCUCGAAACAGAACACAGAAGCUGAAAGCAUUAGAAAAAGACCCGUGCUGGGAGCCAGUGACGAGACAGCACCCCCACCCCUGGCUGCUGAUAGUCAUGAGCCCCGGAAGGGCGCAGAGAAACUGGAGGUACACCAGGAGUCAACAGAUACCACCGAGGGAUGCAAAUUUGCCAAAGACCUUCCAUCUUUCCUUGUUCCAAGCCUUCCUUAUUCUCCGCAGAAAGCUGCCGCCCAUGCAGAGCCCGUGACCACUUCAGACGGUGAGACCACCAGUGGUCCAGGAAAGCCAGACUCCAUGACGCCAGGUGGCGAGGAAAAAGCCUCACCUUUUGGAAUAAAGUUGAGAAGGACCAACUACUCCUUGCGCUUCCACUGUGACCAACAGACGGAACAGAAAAAGAAGAAAAGGCACAGCAGCACAGGGGAUAGUGCUGAUGGGGGGCCGCCUGCACCAGGGAGCACAGAUGCAGAGAAAGAGGCAGAAGGUGUGGCCCUCAAGCGUGGCCCGUCUCUCCCCCCAGAGAGGAAGCAAGCCCCAUCCACCUGGAAGGACUCUGCAGAAAGCCCUUCCAGCCCCUCUCCUGCAGCCCAGCCUGGGCCCCCACCUGCCAGCAGCCAGACCCCGGCUCCAGAGCAUGACAAAGCAGCAAACAGAAUGCCAUCAGCACAGAAGCCAGCCCUGGCGCCCAAGCCCACCGGUCAGACCCCACCGUCCUCCCCACUCUGCAAACUGAGCAAGCCCUACCUGGUAGAGCUACUGGCUUGCCGGCCGGGAAAGCCUGAUCCGGAGCCCAGCGAGCCAUGUGGUGACCCUGGGCCGCACUCACCACCACCGGCUGAGGAGAGGAAGGCUCAGAGGAGAGAUGAGGAGGAAGAGGUGGAAACAGAGAGAAAAUCUGCUUCCCCAGCGCUGUCUGCUGUCCAGCAAGAGAAGUCUUCCCAAGCACCUGAGGCCGGGAGGAAAGAAAAGCCGGUGCUUCAGAGCAGACACUCUUUAGAUGGCUCCAAAGUUGUGGAGAAAGUUGAAACCACGCAGCCACUGUGGAUAACGUUAGCACUGCAAAAGCAGAAGGGAUUCCGUGAGCAGCAAGCGACUCGAGAGGAGAGGAAGCAAGCCAGGGAGGCCAAACAGGCAGAAAAGCUCUCCAAAGAGAAUGUCAGUGUCAGCCCGCAGCCUGGAAGCAGCAGUGUCAGCAGAGCUGGCUCCCUGCAUAAGUCCACUGCUCAGCCAGAAGAGAAGAAGCUGGAGACAACAGUGUCCAGGCUCGAGCGCAGAGAACAGCUGAAAAAGGCCAACACUCUUCCUACAUCUGUGACAGUGGAGCUCUCGGAUUCGGCUCCCCCAACGCCACAGGUGAACGAAGUCACAAAGAGGUUUUCCUCCCCCGACGCUGCCCCCGUGUCAACAGAACCAGCCUGGCUGGCUUUGGCCAAAAGGAAAGCCAAGGCCUGGAGCGACUGUCCACAGAUUAUUAAGUGAAGAGUGACUCCUGUCCAUUCCAGUUGCCAGUUUUUGGCUCCUCUCUUGCCCUUUUUAUUUAUUUAUUUUUUAUACGAGGUAAAGAAACCAAGCUAGGGAAAAGCAUGUUUUAUAGGCUCUAAAAUAAUAUUUAGAAACUGAACUGGUGGUGUUCCUUGUAAAGAGUGUAUUUGCACAACCCUAGGUCCUGGUGCCUUGAGCUCCUCCUAGUUUGAAAGAAAAUUCUGUCUGAGGGACCCCAUGACUCAAAGUGUCCCGACUGCGAGCUCCUCAGGAGAGCCUGCCCCGCCCCUCCCUCACAUACACACCCACACACCGUUCAGAACGCGUACUUUUGCCAAUCUUUGUAAUGGUUUUUUUUUUUAUUCUCCAGUU